GUUAAGAGAGAAGUCUGAAUAUUCCUCCCUCCCUAGUCUCUUAAGCAAGCUCCUUGGAUCUAUCUAUAUUUUUGUGCAGAGAGAAAAUGGAGGAGGAGAAGAAGAGUUUCAAGAAGAUGACGAGUGUGUUUCCUAAGAAAGAGGAUUUUGAUGAAAUUAUUCUUGGUGUCGAGCAGUAUUAUAAGAUAAGGCCUGUUGUCCCAAAAUUUAAAAGAUCUUUCCGUCGCCAUUAUGCAGAGAAAGUAAGGGACGCAAGGAAUCUCAUGUUGGAUAAGCUCAUUCUGUAUUCCAACGAGCUUCCUACCGAUUACAAUGAUGAGCUUCUCUAUCAACGCUUCCAACCAUUUCACUGUAUCCUCGCUCGAGACCAACUGCGUCGUGCAGUGCAAGUGAUUGGCCAGAUGGCCUCUUAUUUUAUCCGGCUACUGAAGAAGGAUGAGUGUGAUUCACUGGACCAGUGCAAGCGCCUCAAGGUGACUGCUCUUGGGUGUAUGUAUACUGUUGCAAUGAGGUGCCUUCCUAGCUUGGCUUUUCUCGACAGGAUCAGGCAGUACAUGGCAAAUUUGGAAGAUGAUGAGAAUGCUUCUACUGCUACUGCUACUGCUACUCUGACGAUCAAGACAGACCAAGAUGUCUUGGCUGAGGAACGCUGCACAGUCCCUAACUACUUUGAUGCUCAUAAGCUUGAUGGCUUUGUUGAUCCAGAAACUAUGUCUUGGCUUUGGGAGUUGGAAAGUAAACAUGGCGCCCUGCUCCAAGAUGAUGUUCAAGUGAUGAGCAGCAUGGAAGCAUUGGUGAUUUAAAAGCCCUUCAUUUGCAUACAUAUAUCCAUCAAGCUGUU
Eutrema salsugineum is the source of this 841-nucleotide messenger RNA. Its product is annotated as nucleolar GTP-binding protein 1. The transcript has 2 exons. The record is from RefSeq and is a predicted model, not a curated record. Bases 87 to 803 code for a protein of 238 amino acids. Lineage: Eukaryota; Viridiplantae; Streptophyta; Magnoliopsida; Brassicales; Brassicaceae.